CGCACAGACAGGAGCAAACCACUGCCACUGAAGGGGUGUUCCUGUUCUCUUUGCUAUUUGUGCAUUAAACUAUGACGUUGGCAAGCUAUUAUCAAUGGCAAUGUAGCUUUGAAUCGUAUCAAAAAUCAUCUUGGCUUAUUGCCUGAAAUAUUGAUAUCUAAAUAUACAUUGCUGUUUGGCUAUUAAGUUCGCCCUCUACCCAUCAGUUUGUAGACUUUGUUCAUUCCCGAAGCCACUCAACCUGUCUGACUGAACGUUGAGCAAGUUGAAUCUUCCAAGUUGGUGCAAAGUUUAAUAGUCCUUUACACUGCUGGUUUCUGCAUCCUGUCAUGUGAUUUCCUUUUUUGGUUCUUAUUUCUCAUUUUGGCAGCUACUACUGCCUUCUCCUAAUCUGGAUUAUCAGAGUGAGUGCAGACCUCGCAUUUGGCGGACGAGGUAGUAUUUUCGAUCAAAUGGAAGACUGCGUCCCUGAAAAGUCUGAGGCUCUUUCAGAUGACGGCUCUCCAGUCACCUGGCCAUCGGAAUGUGAUUACUAUAACACAGAAAUCUACGAUCUGUUGCCCAGCAGCCAGGCUGGCCAAUCAGAACUGUCGUCGCACGAUGGUCCCGACGGGCACUCAUCCCGACAACCCAGAGAAAAGACAAGUCAGCAGCCCCUCAAGAAUCUGCCCGUCUGCCUUCAACGAAAGAGAGAAAUCAGGGACAGGCGUACCCAAAAUAUAGACGCCUGGGAGUCCUGGAAGAGCAGCAAGGGGAGGAGAAGAUGGGCACAAAUGAGAGGUGUCCUAAAAAGUCUGUUGCCAUGGCAGCAAAUGCUUCAUACCAUCGAAGGCAGGUUCGGAGUGGGCGUGAAGGCCUACUUUGUUUUCCUCAGAUAUCUGGUUUACUUGAACAUGCUCAACUGUGCUCUUGUUUGGACCUUCAUUUUGGGACCGACCGUAUACUAUGGCAGGAGCAACAACAGUGAAGCAUUGGUGUUUGGUAGUAAUGACUCCUUUCUGGAUUUCUUUUUGGGAUCCGGCUUUCUGGCCCGCUCUCCGCUCUACUUUGACUACUACACCCGUGGCGCCCUGGACUCACCCUGUGUGAACACACCACAAUUGUACGUCGCUGGGAUCCUCAGCAUCCUUCUGAUCAGUCUGAUCAUGGCAGUCCGUAGAACUGCUGUCGGGUACAAGCACAAUUGGAUUCUAGGAAGUCAAUACAGAAUGAACGUGAGCUUCAGGAUCUUCUGUGGGUGGGACUUCAACAUCAAGGAGCCCGACUCUGCCGAGCGAAAACACAGCUUCAUUCGAAAUGGACUUAAGCUUCUUCUGCUUGAGCAGAGUUUCCAUUUCUCCAUCACUCAGAGGACACUUGGGCGCCGUGUUUGUAUCCACUUCCUCAGGUCCCUCCUCAACAUAAUCGUCCUGUUACUAUUGGCUGGGUCCUUCUACUUAAUCUACAAAGCCAUAGAAAUAUCGAAGAAAAAGGGACUGGAGGACCAGUACUGGUUUGUCAGACUUCCAUUCCAGUACCUGCCUCCCAUCACCAUCACCUCUGUCAACCUAAUCCUGCCUCUUAUCUUCCGGAAGAUCGCUGCGUUUGAAGAAUACUCUUUCACGACUCAGGUCAACGUAACUCUGGUCAGGAGCAUCGUCUUAAAGUUAACAUCUCUGGGGAUCUACUUAUACUUUGUCAUUACUGGAAGCCCUCAACACAGGGAGGACCAUUUUGGUCAGGAGAUGUACAAACUCUGUGUCUUCAGCUUCCUCACCACAGUUUGCAAAGCCUUCCUCCUGAGCUUCCCCAAGAAGUUGAUGGUUGAAAAGUACCCCUCUUCUUGUCUGGCCCGGAUGUUGGGGGAGCAAUAUUUUGAGAUUCCUUUCAACGUGCUGGACCUGGUUUAUGCGCAGACGGUGUCUUGGGUGGGAGUGUACUUCUGCCCUCUGCUGCCUCUCAUCAGCACCUUCACCCUGAUGUUGACCAUCUACGUCAAAAAGUUCACAGUCCUGCGCUGCUGUGUGGCUGAGAAGAGGCUGUUCCGAGCCUCUAACUCAUCAGUUCUCUUCCACUUCAUGCUGUUGCUGGGGGUCCUGAUGGCUGCGACCACGCUGAUCUUCAACUUUCACCUCCAAGAAUCUUCGAAAAAUAACGCCACUGCACAUGGGCCUUUCAGAACCGGAGAAACUCUGUUGAGUGUGGCCAAUGUGUGUGUGACCAGUCUGCCCACACAUGCUCAGUCAGCUAUUUACUAUCUCAGCUCACAAGCCUUUGCUCUGCCGCUGCUGCUCAUUGAGAUCAUGAUCUUGAUCUGGUUUGUGUCUCUGGGGAGAAACAACAGAAGAGCCAUUGAGAGUCUUAAAAACGUGUUAGCUUCGAGCAGUUCAGACAAGCGCUUCCUGGUGAUCAAAAAUAUGACAACGUUCAAAGAAGAAAAGAAGCCCAGACCCAGGAAGAGAUCGAAAAGCAAGAUUUCAGAUGCAAACCUCGACCAAACUUUACAGUCUGUGGAGCGACUUUAAAUGGAAACAUAAACAUGAUGCUUUUUAAAUUUGGCUUUAAUGCUCGAAUAUAAU
This is a messenger RNA of Synchiropus splendidus (mandarinfish), 2558 nucleotides long. RefSeq names its product transmembrane channel-like protein 7. The record is from RefSeq and is a predicted model, not a curated record. Gene Ontology annotation, cellular component: plasma membrane. Bases 453 to 2504 code for a protein of 683 amino acids. NCBI's taxonomy places the organism in Eukaryota, Metazoa, Chordata, Actinopteri, Syngnathiformes, Callionymidae. Gene Ontology annotation, molecular function: mechanosensitive monoatomic ion channel activity. The transcript is spliced from 17 exons.